Messenger RNA from Oncorhynchus masou masou (cherry salmon), 8121 nucleotides. RefSeq names its product guanine nucleotide exchange factor VAV3-like. Gene Ontology annotation, cellular component: plasma membrane; cytoplasm. Gene Ontology annotation, biological process: cell migration; intracellular signal transduction; regulation of GTPase activity. NCBI's taxonomy places the organism in Eukaryota, Metazoa, Chordata, Actinopteri, Salmoniformes, Salmonidae. Gene Ontology annotation, molecular function: guanyl-nucleotide exchange factor activity; protein binding. Bases 309 to 2834 code for a protein of 841 amino acids. The transcript is spliced from 27 exons. The record is from RefSeq and is a predicted model, not a curated record.
UGUAUGAGUGGCAAGCGGAAGAGGAGAGGCUGCGGUGGUAGUUUAGCCCAGUAGACAGAGCGAGCGAGAGAGAGCUCGGGAGGGAGAGCGCACGGACAGUGUUGCCGUUACUGUCAGCAAUGUAACAGUUCAGUCAUCAAUGGACAGAGUACACGUAGCCUACAGACAGUAGCCUAGCGUCUUCCAAUUUACUUUUAUUUCUGUUAUGAAACGGAGAGAAGUAGAAUUAAAUCCUGCUAUUAUACCUAGUUUCGUUUUCAUCGUUUAUUCCAAUUUGUCGCGUAAGAUUUGUUUAAUCUCAAACCUAAAUGGAGUUUUGGAGGCAGUGCGUAUUAUGGCUGAUCAACUGCAAGGUGCUUCCACCCGACCAUCGGGUAACAUGGGAGUCCGCCCAGUUAUUCGACCUGGCUCAGACACUCCGAGAUGGAGUGCUCCUGUGUCAACUUCUCAACAACCUCCGAGCCCAGUCCAUCAACCUCAAAGAGAUCAACCUCCGACCUCAGAUGUCACAGUUCCUGUGCUUGAAGAACAUCCGGACGUUCCUCGCCGCAUGCUGUGAGAUAUUUGGCAUGAAGAAGACUGAACUCUUUGAGGCCUUCGACUUGUUUGAUGUGCGGGACUUUGGAAAGGUUAUGGACACAUUGUCCAAACUGUCCAGCACAACGAUUUCAGAACAAACUGGUAUAAAGCCCUUUCCUUCAGAGGAGAGUCUAGAAGAAGAUGAAGACAUCUAUAGCCAUCUGGUGGAUCUGAUUGAUGAGAAAGCUGUGGAGGAUGAAGAGGAUCUGUAUGACUGUGUCUACGAUGAUGAAGAUGGUGGUGAGAUCUACGAAGAUCUGAUGAAGGCUGAGGCUGUUCCUCCUCCUCUGAAGCAGGUAGAGACUGACAUCAGGAGCUGCUGUCUGACAGAGAUCAAGCAGACUGAGGAGAAGUACACAGAGACUCUGGAUUCCAUAGAGAAGUAUUUUAUGGCACCUCUUACCACCUUCCUGUCCUCGGAGGAGAUGGAGAAGGUGUUUGUCAACAUUCCGGCUCUGGUUAAAGUUCACAAGACUCUGAAUGUGGCGAUACAAGACUCUGUCUGCCAUAGAAGUGCCCAGAACCUCUACCAGAUCUUCAUUAACUACAAAGAGAGGUUGCUAAUAUAUGGGAAAUACUGUAGCCAUGUAGAAACGGCCAUCAUUGCUUUGGAUGUCAUCUGCAAGGACAGGGAAGAUGUCCGAAUGAAGCUGGAGGAAUGUGCAAAGAGAGCCAACCAUGGCAAGUUCACACUGAGAGAUCUGCUGGUUGUCCCGAUGCAGCGGGUACUAAAGUAUCCCCUUCUUCUACAGGAAUUAGUGAAACACACUCACGACGCGGGUGACAAGAGCAAUUUGCGGAUGGCCCUGGAUGCCAUAAAGGACCUGGCCCAGUACAUCAAUGAAGUGAAGAGAGACAACGAAACCCUGAGAGACAUAGCCCAGUAUCAGAAAUCCAUUGAAAACCUUAAUCAGUCUCUUAGUGUGUAUGGCAGACCGAAAGGAGAUGGAGAGGUACGCUUCACCUCAGGCGACAAACGUGCCAAACAGGACCGGCACAUCUUCCUGUUCGAUGCUGCUGUGAUCCUCUGUAAGAGGAGAGGAGACAACUACGAGAUGAAGGAGGUGAUCACCCUGUAUCACUUCAAGAUCACUAACAACCCCACGUCAGACAAGGAGACCAGAAAGUGGUCCUAUGGGCUCUACCUAGCACACGACCAGGGGCAGAGCGGCUUCGAGUUCUUCUUCAAGACCAAGGAGCUGAGGAAGAAGUGGUUGGAGCAGUUUGGCAUGGCCAUAUCCAACAUCCGUCCGGAGAACGGCACCAGUAACUCCCACGAGUUCAAGAUGCACACCUUUGACAGAAUCACAUCCUGCAGCUACUGCCACAUGCUGCUAAGGGGCAUCUUUAACCAGGGGUACCUGUGCUCCAAGUGUGGUAUUGGAGCCCAUAAGGAAUGUCUGGGGAGGUUUGGUGGCUGUGGAAAAACAGAUCCGGGCGCCUUGAAAACACAGGAAAAACCCGUGCACGGACGGCGCUCAGAUCCAGGUCUACCUAAGAUGUUGGUUACCAGGAACUAUUUCGGCGUGCCCAGUCCCAUGUGUGGUCCGCCCCUCAACAUUCAGCAAGGUGACAUCAUCGAGCUCGUCUGUGCUGAUCUACACAGCACUUGGUGGCAGGGCAAAGUCGUGAAAACAAGAGAAGUUGGCUUCUUUCCAAGCAGUGCCGUGAAGCCGUGCCCAUGUGUCCCUAAACCCGUCGACUACUCCACACAACCCUGGUUUGCUGGGCCCAUGGAGAGACUGCAGGCUGAGGCAGAGCUGAUUAGCAGAGGCAACAGCACUUACCUGGUCCGCCACCGGAGCCGCGAGCUCACAGAGUACGCCAUCAGCAUCAAGUACAGCAACGACGUGAAGCACAUCAAGAUCCUGAACAGGGACGGCUGCUUUCACAUCGCAGAGAACAACAAGUUCGGGAGUAUAUUAGAACUGAUUGAGUACUAUCAACAUUACUCCCUGAGGGAAGGCUUCCGAAGCCUGGACACCACACUGCAGUUCCCCUACAGAGAGCAGGAGAGCCCCGCUGCUAUGCUCUGCACCAACAAACCUGGAGGAAACAUGUACACCCCUAAGGUGAUAGGUGUGGCGAAAGCCCGCUAUGACUUCAGCUCCAGGGACACCAGAGAGCUGUCUCUACAGGAGGGAGACGUGGUUAAGAUCUACACCAAGUCAGGAGCCAAUGGCUGGUGGAGGGGAGUGGUCAACGGCAGGGUGGGCUGGUUUCCAUCUACCUAUGUGGAGGAAGGAGAGGAAUGAGUCAUGGGGAAAACACAAAGAAUGAAAGAAGAGGAAAAGAGAGGAAGAGGAAAAUACAGAGAGACGGAGAGACCGACAGAGUGAACCGGUUGGCUGUUCGGCCUGAACUGGACAUUCUAUGGUUUAUCUGAUUGCUCACUGAGAACUUGACAUUCUAUGGUUGACCCUCCUAUUGGCUGUUGCCUCAAUUACGACCCAGAAUCCUCCUGGGAGAAUAGAGGGUUCCUAGAUGGAAUAGUGACUGGUUCUCUCUGGUCUGCCUCUUCAACAGACUUGGCUGUCAGCAUGGGAAGAACCUUUGCCAGAACCAAGAUCCCUACUUCCGUCCAUCCCUCUCUCCCUCACUUCCACCUCUCUCCCCUAACUCAGCUACAGCAGGUUGUGUCUUAAAUGCUGCACAUCCGUUCAUCCAUCCAUCCAUCUGCACCACUCAGGAUAUAGCUAAGACGGUCUAAAGGGAAAGAGACAAGAGAGAGCGAGAGAAGAGACUGAGAGAGAAGGCAGGGAUUUGCCACACCGCAGGGCUUCGUCUGUCCUGACCUUGCCUGUGUUGCUCUGUUCCACUUACCUUGGUGAUUAUUGAUGACUUGAUGCAGUGGCAUCCCCAUACACACACACACACACACACACACACACACACACACACACACACACACACACACACACACACACACACACACACACACACACACACACACACACACACACACACACACACACACGGCUGGAAACGCUGUCAUGAAACACCUCCCAAACCACUCCUCACAGAUUACAAUAACUGAACACAACACACAUUCUCCCCUACAAACCUCACUGUGUUGUGUUGUCUUUGCUAUUAGCCUCCCCAUGUUCUCAACUCUCCAGCUGUUCAGCAGGCUGGGUACGGGGCUGUCGCUGGGUGUUGAUUUGAUAGGGGUCUGGCUGGUUUCUGAGGGAACAAGCUAGUGAUGCCAUGCUACCCUACGACUCUCUCUCUCAAUUCAGUUCAAUUCAAUUCAAGGGGCUUUACGGACAUGGGACACACAUGUUAACAUUGCCAAAGCAAGUGAGCUAGAUAAUAUACAAAAGUGAAAUAAACAAUAAACAGUAAACAUUACACUCACAGAAGUUCCAAAAGAAUAAAGAUAUUGCACAUGUCAUAUUAUGUCUAUUUACCUGUAUAAUAUCUCUCUCUCUGCUCUCUUUCUCCUCAUGAAAUCAAAUCAAACCAAAUGUUUUUGUCACAUGCGCCGAAUACAUGUGUCGACCUGACCGUGAAAUGCUUACUUUACAAGCCCUUAACCAACAAUGCAUUUCAAGAAAUAGAGUUAACCUGUUGAAACUCCCCAUCCCGGAUCCGGGAUCGUGACUAAAGCCUCAGGCUCAUUAGCAUAACGCAACGUUAAUGAUUUCUGAAAAUCGCAAAUAAAAUGAAAAUAAUGCGCCUGCUCUCAAGCUUAGCCUUUUCUUAACAACACUGUCAUCUCAGAUUUUCCAAAUAUGCUUUUGAACCAUAGCAAUUGACUAAUUUGUGUAAGAGUAUGCUAAGUUAGCUUAGCAUUUUGAGUAGCAUUUAGCACGCAACAUUUUCACAAAAACCAGAUAACCAAAUAAAUAAAAUCAUUUACCUUUGAAAAGCUUCGGAUGUUUUCAAUGAGGAGACUCUCAGUUACAUACCAAAUGCGCAGUUUUUCCUGAAAGCGUCUGUGUGUAGGAGAAAUCGUUCCGUUUUGUACAUCACAUUUGGCUACCGAAACGAACCGAAAAUUCAGUCACCUACAACGUCAAACUUUUUCCGAAUUAACUCCAUAAUAUCGACCGAAACAUGGCACACGUUGUUUGGAAUCAAUCCUCAAGGUGUUUUUUCACAUAUCUCUUCAUUGAUAUAUCGUUUGUGGAAGCCUGCAUUCUCCUCUGAAUUCUGUGGAAAAAUACUUGCAGCUGACUUUUGCGCACCAAUUUCGGCGCAGGACACCGGGCGGACACCUGGUGAAUGUGGUCUCUUAUGGUCAAUCUUCCAAUGAUAUGUGUACAAAUACGUCACAAUGCUGCAGACACCUUGGGGAAACGACAGAAAGGGCAGACUUACUCCUCUCGCAUUCACAGCCAUAUAAGGAGACAGUGGAAAACAGAGCCUCAAAAAUCCUGCUCAUUUCCUGGAUGCCGUCUCAUCUUGGUUUUGCCUGAAGCUCACGUUCUAGGGCACGCACAGAAAAUAUCUUUGCAGUUCUGGACACGUCAGUGUUUUCUUUCGAAAGCUAUCAAUAAUAUGCAUAGUCGAGCAUCUUUUUGUGACAAAAUAUCUUGUUUAAAACAGGAACGUUUUUCAUCCAAAAAUGAAAUUGCGCCCCUAGAGUUUCAACAGGUUAAGAGAAUAUUUACUAAAUAAACUAAAGUUAACAAAACAGGGAAUGUAUUGACGCCUCUUGCCUCAGUGCCUUAGACCGAACUCCGGAGCACCCCGGAUGGCAGGAAGCUUGGCCCCAGAGAUGAACUGGGCUGUACGGACUACCCUCAGUAGCGCCUUGCCUUCAGCUGCUAGGCAGUUGCCAUACCAGGCGGUGAUGCAACCGGUCAGGAUGCACUCGAUGGUGCAGUUGUAGAACUUUUUGAGGAUCUGGGGACCCAUGCCAAAUCUUUUCAGUCUCUUGAGGGGGAAAAAGCAUUGUGAUGUCCUCUUCACGGCGUUGUUACCGUGGUAGUUUGUUGGUGAUGUGGACAUCAAGGAACUUGAAACUCUCGACCCGCUCCACUUAAGCCCCAUGAUGGUGUUGGAGUCGUGCUUGGCCAUGCAGUCGUGGGUGAACAGGGAGUACGUGGCAGAUGUGUUGUUGCCUACCCUCACCACCUGGAGGCGACCCAUCAGGAAGUCCAGGAUCCAUUUGCAGAGGGAGAUGUUUAGUCCCAGGAUCUUUAGUUUUAGUGAUGAGCUUUGAGGACACUCUCUUUCUCCGUAUUUCACUCUCUCUUUAUCUCUCUCACUCUCUUUCUAUACCCCUCUCCCCCUCCUCUCUCUUUCUGUACCUCUCCCCCUCCUCUCUCUUUCUAUACCCCUCCUCCCCUCUCCCCCUCCUCUCUCUUUCUGUACCUCUCCCCCUCCUCUCUCUUUCUAUACCCCUCCUCCCCUCUCCCCCUCCUCUCUCUUUCUGUACCUCUCCCCCUCCUCUCUCUCUCUAUAUCCCUCCUCCCCUCUCCCCCUCCUCUCUCUUUCUGUACCCCUCCUCCCCUCUCCCCCUCCCCUCUCCCCUGAAGAGAGUUUCCAGUAGACAUUCCAAGCAGUGCCUUCUUUCCUUGUUAAUCCUCUAAUGAGAGGGAUUUAGCAAGAUAAUAAUAACUUGACAGACGCUCAAAUACCCACUCAGACAGGCAGUAUAAUAUCUCACGCUGUAGUUACCACAGACAAGAAUGGUAUUAAUGUGAGAAGAAUGGGAUUAAUGUCAGGAGAAUGGGAUUAAUGUGAGAAGAAUGGGAUUAAUGUCAGGAGAAUGGGAUUAAUGUCAGGAGAAUGGGAUUAAUGUCAGGAGAAUGGGAUUAAUGUUAGGAGAAUGGGAUUAAUGUUAGAAGAAUGGGAUUAAUGUUAGAAGAAUGGGAUUAAUGUCAGGAGAAUGGGAUUAAUGUCAGAAGAAUGGGAUUAAUGUCAGGAGAAUGGGAUUAAUGUUAGGAGAAUGGGAUUAAUGUCAGGAGAAUGGGAUUCAUGUGAGAAGAAUGGGAUUAAUGUGAGAAGAAUGGGAUUCAUGUGAGAAGAAUGGGAUUAAUGUGAGAAGAAUGGAUUAAUCUUCGGAGAAUGGGCUUAAUGUUAGGAGAAUGGGAUUAAUGUUAGGAGAAUGGGAUUAAUGUUAGGAGAAUGGGAUUAAUGUGAGAAGAAUGGAUUAAUCUUCGGAGAAUGGGAUUAAUGUUAGGAGAAUGGGAUUAAUGUUAGGAGAAUGGGAUUAAUGUGAGAAGAAUGGAUUAAUCUUCGGAGAAUGGGUUUAAUGUUAGGAGAAUGGGAUUAAUGUUAGGAGAAUGGGAUUAAUGUUAGGAGAAUGGGAUUAAUGUGAGAAGAAUGGAUUAAUCUUCGGAGAAUGGGAUUAAUGUUAGGAGAAUGGGAUUAAUGUUAGGAGAAUGGGAUUAAUGUUAGGAGAAUGGGAUUAAUGUUAGGAGAAUGGGAUUAAUGUUAGGAGAAUGGGAUUAAUGUUAGGAGAAUGGGAUUAAUGUUAGGAGAAUGGGAUUAAUGUUAGGAGAAUGGGAUUAAUGUUAGGAGAAUGGGAUUAAUGUUAGGAGAAUGGGAUUAAAGUUAGGAGAAUGGGAUUAAUGUUAGGAGAAUGGGAUUAAUGUUAGGAGAAUGGGAUUAAUGUUAGGAGAAUGGGAUUAAUGUGAGAAGAAUGGGAUUAAUGUGAGGAGAAUGCACUGUCACAAGGACCUGUUUCGCCAUGUCUGAAUCCCCCUGACCUUGACUGACAGGUGUAUCAACGUCUCAAUGUGUUGAUGAGAGUUCUGUACGGUGGUUGUUGAAGUGGUGACUUUUGGGAGGUGGUUUACCACUGGGAGGAGAACGGCUGGCAAGACACACACACACACACACACACACACACACACACACACACACACACACACACACACACACACACACACACACACACACACACACACACACACACCCACCCAUAGAUGCUCCAUAAUAUAAUAUGACAUGAUUACAAAGUACAUACGUGAUGUAUAUAUUGUUAUAAAUAUUAUAUUGGGGAACAAAACAUAUUAAAUUAUGAGGGUAUAUAACUAUAAUGAAGAGGUAUCCCCUGUCCCGUGGGUCAUAUUCAUUAGGCACUAAACAGAAAAAGAAAAAGGAAAAAAAAAAUCUGAACUGAAACAGGAUGGAACUACCCGACGACCUUUCGGUUUCUUCAGUUGCAUAACGUUUUGCUGUGGUGUGCACUCCUGCUGUCUUCCCGUGGUUCUUCUGUGUGUUGAUGCUGGUCAUUGUGACACACAAUGCAUUAUGAUGUGACUCUGGUCCUUGGAAUGCUGGGAAAUGCUUUUUUUUUUUUUUACUACACUGUACGUCUCAAGGGAAAGUAGGGUUUGGACUGUAACAAGGAAUCAGUGGAGUGAGAGACUUUAAAGCGUUAUCCUCUGUGCUGAUCUGAACGGUUUCCCACCCCAAUGGCAUCAUCAGGCUUUUAUUAGGCAGCUCAUAUUCCAGCAUUACUAAUGUUUUUUCUUUGUUGAUGUGCAAGUCAUCUGGAUAAUGUCUUGAUGUGAUGAAAUGUGUCAAAGAAGAGAUGUGUUCUACUAUACAUGUUUAUUUUGGAAUUAUACUCACAGAAUAUAA